AUGGCUUCAACAACCGCAUUCGCAACCAUCUCAACCGUCACACGCUCUUAUCCUACACACUCCUCUUAUCCUACACACUUCCCCAAACCAAUCACAACCGUCCAUUUCCCAUCCCCAACAGCACCUCUCUCCCACCGUACCACUCGCCUCCACCGCAUCACCGCCGUCUCCGCAGAAGUCGAAAAGCUCGGCAACGAGAUCUCCGGCCUCACACUCGAACAGGCCAGAAACCUAGUCGACUACCUCCAAGACAAACUCGGCGUAACCGCCGCCUCAUUCGCUCCCGCAGCCGCCGCUGCUGCUCCCGCCGCGGUGGAAGUUGCUGUCGUGGAAGAACAAACAGAAUUCGAUGUGGUUAUUGAGGAAGUCCCAAGUACCGCGAGAAUUGCGGCGAUUAAAGCGGUUAGGGCUUUGACGACUCUGGGAUUGAAGGAAGCGAAGGAGUUGAUUGAAGGUUUGCCUAAGAAAUUCAAAGAAGCUGUUUCGAAAGAUGAAGCUGAAGAGGCUAAGAAACAACUUGAAGGUGCAGGUGCUAAAGUUAAAAUUGUUUAG
Lathyrus sativus (Indian pea) is the source of this 552-nucleotide messenger RNA. The record is from the annotation of a GenBank genome assembly. Lineage: Eukaryota; Viridiplantae; Streptophyta; Magnoliopsida; Fabales; Fabaceae.